AUGUCAUCGUUCACGCUACCAGCUCCAUCAUGGGCCAAAGAAAUUGCGAGUGAUAAUGAGCUGACAAAUUUGUUGGAGAAAUUGCGAGCACAGAAAACAUCACGAAAGUUCAAUUGUGUAAUGGUUAAAUUUGUUGUGGAACACAGAACGUUGAAUGGAAGAAUCGGCAAGAUACUUCGCUGGGGUGACGUCGAAAUUGAGCACGCCACUCCGUCAUGUAUGACGUAUACACGUGCUGGACAUAUACCUCACUUAACAUGGGAUGUGGCAUCCAAAUACCUCGAGAAUGUUCCAACGCAUUUGACACUGACGGAUCCGUUAUCAGAGCGAAGCAUGCAAUUCAAUAACGCCGGAAGUAUUGCAAUAUGGACAAAAGCUGGACGACGGAGUAUUAGUGUUGCAAUGAUAAAGAAACUCUUGUCGUACAGCCACGUGUCUUCCUACGAAACUAUGUUUGACUACGGUACCCCGCCAGACUGCUCAAAUAAACGUUUAACAAAGGCGGUUGAUAGAACGGUUAAAUUUGCAACAGAGUUAUUGCACGACAGUUCACCUUCGGGAGCCGUGUUGAUUGCUCUGUGCGGUGGACACAGCCCUUUUCAUCACCAGCGAUGUGCCGCUGAAAUUGGACCAGCUCUUAACUGUUGCGGAUUUGUUUUGGAUGUUAUGCAGUUUGCGAAACGCCAUCGUUUUGGCUUCGGUAAGAAAAAAAAAGUAUUGAAAGUGUCGAAAUCGAGCAGCGAAAGCACAAGUGAGACCAGACAAACGGAUUCCUCGGAUGAUGAGGCGUCCCAAAGCAAGAUGCCUUUGGAUCCUGUUGUUACGGAAAGCGAAUUUGAUGAAAACGCUAUCCGAACUCUGCUAGCUGGCGUUUGGCCUCAUUUACCGCCUGCUCAUCUGCGCCUUGCUAAUGGAGCAUUUUCACCAACAGAAGUGCUGGCUUUAACUCGUAUUGGCGUGGAUUUAUUCGAUUCCUCCUAUGCUGUUUUUCUCAGUGAACAAGGAAAGGCAUUCAUCUGUAGUGACGAUUUUCCACUUGAUCCGACUUUCAGCGUGCUGGAUUUCAGUGAUAGCAUCUAUGCGGAAGAUUUUACUCCUCUCUGUAAGAACUGCGAUUGCUACACAUGCACACAUUACACGAAAAGCUAUUUGCGGCAUCUAACAAAUACAAGAGAAUUAUUGGGUCCAACUCUGCUUAUAAUGUUAGUUUUGAAUUCUCUUUUUUAAAU
Molecule: messenger RNA, 1229 nt
Organism: Gongylonema pulchrum
Lineage: Eukaryota; Metazoa; Nematoda; Chromadorea; Rhabditida; Gongylonematidae
Source: the annotation of a GenBank genome assembly